AUGUAUAAUAAUACAAGUCCAAUAAGACAUUAGAUAAUAUAAGGUCAUCCAAAUAAGUCAGUAUCUCCAGUAUCAAAAUUUUAAAUAAUGGGAAAUAUUCAACCAUCUCUUGGAAUGAAAACUGUUCUUAAACCUAAAAUUUAUGAAGUAGUUGAAGUGCCUUUAAAUCAUUAUACAUCAGUACCAACUUUUCAAGCUCCUUAAUAAUUGCAAUAUGAUCAAGAUUUGCAAAGGAAAAUUAGAUAAGUGGAAUAGGAAUCUUUUAUUUGUAGACAGAAAAUUGAGUAAGAUUAAAAAAUUGAUAAAUUUUAACAGCUCAAUGAAAAAAUUAGAUAACAAUAAUUAGAAAUAGAGAGACUCAAAUCAGUUAAUGAUCCAAACUUAAGAUUGCUUAAAGAAUAAUGUGAUUAUUAUUUCAAUCAAUCUUAGUAGGCAGAAUUGGAUAAAAAUGUAAUAAUUUAUUAUUCAUAAUGAUAUAUAGGAAUUAAACCUAAGACUCAAAUAAUAUGAAUAGUAAAUGUAAAAGAUUUAACAAUAAUAAUUAAAUUAUGGUGAGAAGGAUGCUAAAUAUAAUCAAUUAUUCAAUGAAUAUGAAUAAUUAAAAUAGAAGUUUUAAAUUCUUGAAUCAUAAUCACAAUAAUAAAUAGAUAAAUAAAAAAGUGAAUAUGAUAGAAUAUAUAAUUAGCAUUUCUCAUAAAUCAAAUAAAAGUAAAGUUCUUAAUUAUUCAAUAGUUCUGAAUUAAGAAGCAAGUAAUUUGAUGAUUAGAUAAUGAAAUUAUAAGAAGAAUUAGAUAAUGCUAUUAAAGAAGCUGAAGUGUGGAGAUAAAAAUAUCAUAAAGAAGAACUUAAUCAAAUGAAUCAUACAAAACGAAUUAAUGAAUUAGAAUUAACUAAUUUACAUUAGAAUAAAGAAAUUGAAAGACUUUAAUAAUAAAAUAUAAUGAAAUAAUAAGAAAAUGAUUCUCUUUAAUAGAAAAUUAAUUAUCUAGAAUUCCAUUAUUAAUAAAUCUCAUCCCAAGGAUUAGAUAGUGAAAUUAAAAGACUUAAAGAAUAAUUAGAAUGUAGGUAAAGAGAGAUUGAUGAUUUAAAAAGAAGAAAUACUGAAAUUGAGUAAAAUGUACUCAAAUUGAAAGAUCAUGAAAUAUAAAUUGAAAUCAUUAGAUAGAGAGUACAAAUAAUAAAAUAAUAUAUAGAAUCAAUAAUUUGAAAAUCAGUUAUAGGAAUCUGAUAGAUUUAAACAUCAGUAUACAUCUUAACUUAUUGAAUUAGAUGAAUUACGAAAUAAAUCAAUGAGAUUAGAAAAUUCUAUUAAUGAUCUUAGAAGGAAUGAAUAUAGAUAAUAAGCAGAAAUUAAUAGAUUAAAUGAUUUAGUAAGAGUGAAAGAUGAAGAAAUUAAUAAAGUUUAAAUAGACUAUAAAAAAAAUAUGGCUACAAUGACUUAAUAAAUGAAUUCCUUCAGAUCUUUAUUGUAAUUAAAAUAUUCUAUAAAAUAGUGAAAGAGAUAUUGAUACAUUAAAUAUGAAUAGAAAUAGGUUAGAAAUCGAAAAUAAAGAAGUUAUUGAUUAAAAAAUUGAAUAAUUAACUGAUGAAUUAAAUCUAAUCAAAAAAGAUAGAGAACAAUUAUAAUUGGCUUGUUCUUAAUUAACUUAAACAAAACUUGGAUUAGAAAAUAGAAUUAUUGUUUUAUAAGGCGAAAUUGAUAGAUUAAAUUAAUUAGUUAAAACAUAAAAUAAUGAAAUUAAUCAUCAUUUACAAACAUUAGAAUUGUAAAACGAUUAAAUUGAAUAAUUUAGAUAAUAAAAUGAGCUUUAUAAAAAAGAGAUGGAUGUAAUCAAAUUUUAUUAUUAUUUUAGCUUUUCAAAACAAACUCAAAUUCAAAUUUUCUAUUAUCAGGAUCACAAAAAAAGUUUGAUUUCAUUCCAAAUCAGCAUUCAGAUUCUAAUUGGAAUUGA
Messenger RNA from Paramecium sonneborni, 1952 nucleotides. Lineage: Eukaryota; Ciliophora; Oligohymenophorea; Peniculida; Parameciidae. The record is from the annotation of a GenBank genome assembly.